Molecule: messenger RNA, 2067 nt
Organism: Tachysurus fulvidraco (yellow catfish)
Lineage: Eukaryota; Metazoa; Chordata; Actinopteri; Siluriformes; Bagridae
Gene: bri3
Product: brain protein I3
Exons: 3
Coding region: 433-849 (138 amino acids)
Source: RefSeq, a predicted model, not a curated record
CAUCACAUGACUGCUGUCUUGUGACAGAACAGAUAACAGGACAAUUCGUUUGAACUCUUACACAAGCGUUAAAGCUUAUUCCGGGCUCGUUAUGGCGUCUUUUAGCGUGUAAAUAACUAUUAUCUACACUCCGUUCCUCGUGCGCGUGCUUUGAGCAGCGUGGAUCACUCGGGGACAAAGUUGGCGCAUGGAGGAAGAGGAGGGAGAGGAGGAGGAAAAUUAGUUGCAGUUUUCUUCGUCGUGUUUGCUUUUGUUUUGCUCGCGGUUCUAGUCGCUACGUGUCGUGUGACACUUGACCAAACGAUUAGUGAAAGAAUCGAAUAGUUUGAGAUACUAUAUUUAUAUAUAAAACAUAUCCGUGACUAUAUACAUAUAUAUACACAUAUAUAGCAUUGCUUUUUUCUGUAAAGAGCACACAUCAUUCCGUCGGAUAUGGAUAAUAAACCUCUUAUUCAGGACAGACCGCCUGCGUACAACACCGUCCCCGGGGCUUAUAAUUACCAGCAGCCGCAGGCGGGGUACGGAGCGAUCCCUCAGCCUGCUCCUGCACCUGCAGCCUUUCCAGCACCUCCUCCACCAUACACGUUCCCCUCUGCACAAGGUCACCCAGCAGCUCCCGCCCAGGCUGCAGCCACAGGGACUCCGGCAAACUAUCCGAGCACGUAUACCAUCAUUCAGCCCUCGGUGGUGGUGGUAGGAGGAUGUCCAGCCUGCAGGGUGGGUGUGCUGGAGGAGGACUUCACCUGUUUGGGGAUCAUGUGUGCCAUUUUCUUCUUCCCGCUGGGCAUUCUCUUCUGUUUGGCCCUGCGGCAGAGGAGGUGUCCCAACUGCGGAGCCACUUUCGGCUAGACAGACCAAACCACAGCCACGUCUUGCGGCCCAUUUAGCCAUCGCUUGGAUUCUUUUUCUUUUCUUUUUUUUUUUUAAAACCAUGUUUUACAUAUCUAUGUUUAAAAAAAAAAAGUAAAUCAUGCAUACUAUGAUAUCCCAAUUUAUAAUAGCAAGUUGGCAUACGGUUUCUCAGGUACUUUUUCUUUAAAGUAUUAGCCAAUGAGAAAGCAGCUUCACUUUUGUAUUAUGACUUGCAUUAGCAACCUUUUUAGUAUAAGUUUCUUUCUGCCUUUUUAUAAAUUGUGUAAGCCAGACGUCCUGUCAUCGACUCACUGGUGCCUUUAUAACAGCAAAACCGCUGCGAUUUAGAACCGCAGAAGAACGGACAUUAAAGAGAAUGAACGAACAAAAGAAAAGAUGAUCACCAUUUGAAUCCUCUCGAAACCUCUUAAUCACGUCUCAAUCACGAUUACAUACGAUAAGCACUUUUUUUUUCAACGAUUUCUUUCAAUCGGUUUAGAAUUCUUGUCCCGACGAGGACUUCCUGUCCUGUAUUUGUAUGAGACGAGUAUCUGUGCUACCUGGCGCCUUGCUUUUGUGUGGGGUUGGGAAUCAUUGCCACAUCUCAUCAGCCUCAUUCACAGAACAAAAACAUGCACGUCUCCUAAUAAAAACCACAAAUCAGGACUAAAUCAUGAUCCGGCUUCUAGAAGACCAAACCACUUCCUCUCCAUUCUCCACAGCAGGCCUGUUUUUAGUACGUCGAUCAUUACUUCUAUGCCAAACGCCUCCAUUCCCUCUAGCGCCUGCAUUCCCUUUAGCAGCUAGUAACUGAGGAGUUUAGAAACUUGCUCUGAAUGGUUUUCCUGGUUCCUGAAUAGUCUCAGCUGAUACUUGUUUCUAGUUCUUUUUGAAAUCUUAUCGAUGAGCAAAUCUGCAGGUAGAAAACUCUUGAGAAUCUUUUCACACGACCCAGUACGACUAAUACUGUAGAUGCAUACUCAGCUCUGAGACAUUUUCCUACAAAUGAAAGACAAUCAGAACAGACAGUAAGACUGUCCCAUUAAGUUCUAGUUUUGUUUCCUAUUGAUUAAAAAAAAAAAAAAAUGCACUUGCUGCCAUUAUUGACCAUGUAAUUAAACAUCAGGGGAAAUUGCUUUAGACCACUGCAUGUAUAAUCAAUUCAGCCUUUUUAUAUGAAUGAUACUGUAAAUAAAAAUUCUAGAUAUGCAGAAA